Messenger RNA from Fusarium odoratissimum NRRL 54006, 2119 nucleotides. RefSeq lists its product as uncharacterized. Lineage: Eukaryota; Fungi; Ascomycota; Sordariomycetes; Hypocreales; Nectriaceae. Bases 152 to 469 code for a protein of 105 amino acids. The transcript has a single exon. The record is from RefSeq and is a predicted model, not a curated record.
CUCAUCAUUCUCAGUUUUCUCAUCUCUUCCACCAGGAAACGUGCAUCGUCAAUCGUCUUGAGUCUUUCAUCGUAAGGCUUGCGCAACCAGGACUUAUGCUGUCUCGACCUGUGCCGCCCGCGGCAUGAGAGCUCUGGGUCUAUGCUGACGUAUGCUCAUGAGAUUCAUGCCGACUGGAACACAAGGGAACGAUUCACGCAAUGAGAAGAAUAAGCAGUCCCUCGUACCACAUAUUGCGAUCCCAAAAUGGUAUCAGGUUGCUCGGGGCAUGGUUUCCUCCUUCAUUCCACGCCCAUGCACUCCAAUACCGCUGCUUCUUGGAGAAGCGGUCUGCAAUGCUCUAAAACGCCAGCGAAUAACCGAGAAAACACCAACAGCAAUACAGAAUUUGAAACACUCCAAACACAAUACACACGAUAGGAAAAGAAACAGAGAAACCAAACAUGUAAGAGCGAUGCACGAAAGCUGAAAACAGGGCCUCUUUCCCGUCGCACAGAAGGCAAAAUGGGUAUAAUAUUUACAAACAGAAAAAUGGUAGGGUAUCUGCUUCAACCUCCUGGCGGCUUCUGAUCAACAGAACCACUUCGACCAACUUGCAUACGCAGUGAUGCCACCUUGGAGGUUUCUAUAUCACAUCAACAUUGCUGGUCCCGUGGGCCCAGCUUCAUAUGUGUCUCGACAGUAGUCUCCCAGAGUUGGUUCAGGUCAACGACUUGGAGAUUGUGGCAACUGCGGACAAGGAGAUGCCGUCUAUCAGAAAAACGAGAAAGCAAGUUAAGGAAAGAAAAGUCAACGAAACGCACAAACCUACCUUAUUGAGUAAUGUUGAGGGAAGGUAUUGGGACGAACCAACGCGGCUAGUCUGGAGCCCCUACUGUUAGCUUAUGACCAAGGUCUAGGGACAGGAACUGGCGACGAACCUUUGAACAAUCCCUUGAACUGUGCACCGAUACCAGCCAAGUUUGAGUUUGACGGACCGGUAACGACAGAAUGCAUCGGCUGGUACCUGGCCAUGCCGGCUUCCAGGCUCGCAAUGCUAUGUUCUCGAGGUUGACCGCCAGCAACGUGACCAUUGUUGGCACCACGAGACUGGAUGCGGGCAAAGACGUUAUUGUGAGAGUACGGAGCCACACGGUUCUGCGACAGUUCUGGAGCUUCUUGGCGAGCUUCUACCGCAACGCUACCAUCGUCAUCUAUUAGCUGCAUUCUCCAUCACCUAAUACCGAGAACGUCCAACACGUGCUUCCUCAGCGGGCAACGCAACGCAACGCAACGUACCCGACGGCCGAACCCUGAUGAGGGGCGACGGAAGACAUGACUGUUGAAGGGCGAUAUUGAACGGGCGUUAUAGAUCGAAGGUAGGAAGACCGAAAUUGCUAUGGAUGAAGUGAUUGCGGCGGCGGCGAUGUCGGUGGUGAUGAUAGUGACGGACGGAAGCGAACGACGACGCCAACGAAUACGGCCCUUGCCAACAACCGAUGAGAAUAAUAAUAUAAGAAUGGAUACGAAGGAAGGGUCCGAGCAGCAUGAGCUAGAAGUGAUGCAGCGCAGAAGACGAGCAGCGGUGUUCAACGCACAGAGGAGAGCGAGGAGGAAGUGGGUGAAAGCUGGAGGAGAUAGGUAGAGACGGCGGCGGGUGGGGGAGGGACAGCACCCGCAAGAGCUCGAUGGGCAAACAGCUACGGCGUAAGGCAAGGUAGCUAGGGAGAGCAAGAAUGUGAGGUAAGGUAAUGCGUAGAAGGUAAGUGAGUGAUGGUGAUGAAGUCAAAGUAAAGAGUUGUAAGGGGGUGAACAAGUUUAUAUCUAAGGUACUCGAUAGAGUUGGGAUGAAAGGAUGGGAUGGAUGUAUCAAGCAUGAGCAUAGAGAAGAAAAAAAAAAUAAGGUACUAGGUAGUAUGACGGUGAAUCAAGUAACAGUAAAAAAGUUGCGACAACGAUCCAUCCAAUGUGUGAGCGAGUGAGCAGCGGAGCACGGAGAGUGAGAGGGGACGGGGAGCGGGGAGGAGAACCAGAUACGCCCAGGGGGUGAAUUAUGAUGGCAUCCAUCCACUGCAAAGCCAAGCCAACCCAACUCACCCCAGCAGAGCACAGCACAGCACGCACAGAGCAAAAGAGGAGC